AUGUCGUUCCGCGUUGCUGCUCGCCGGGUGCCCACCCUCGCCCUUGCCCGACCCACGGUCGCCCCCCGUGCUGCCACCUCGGUUGCUGCCAUCCGACUGUACAGCGACAAGCCCUCGCCCGAGGCCCGUGCCAGCUCCAUCAUUGACUCUCUCCCCGGCAACUCGCUCGUCAGCAAGACCGGCUGGGUCACCCUCGGUACCGGUCUCACCGCCGUCGCCAUCAGCAAGGAGAUCUACGUCGCCAACGAGGAGACCGUUAUCCUCGUCGGUUCGCUCAUCUUUGCUGUCCUCGUCGGCCGCGCCAUCACCGGCCCCUACAAGGAGUGGGCCGACUCCCAGAUCGAGAAAAUCUCGAACAUCCUCAACGGCGCUCGUGCCAAGCACACCGAGGCCGUUCAGACGCGCAUUGACUCUGUGGAGCAGCAGAAGGACGUUGUUGGCCUGACGCAGGCGCUGUACUCUGUGGCCAAGGAGACGGCGCAGACAGAGAAGGAGGUUUUCGAGCUGCGACAGAAGACGGCGCUCGCGGCCGAGGUCAAGGCGGUGCUCGACUCGUGGGUGCGCUUCGAGGCGACCGAGCGUGAGCAGGAGCAGCGCGAGCUCGCAGCCAGCGUGAUCCAGAAGGUGCAGGACUCGCUCAAGGACGACAAGCUGCAGAAGCAGAUCCUCGACAACGCCGUUGCCGAGAUCGAGAGCCUCGUCAAGUCCAAGGCCAUCUAA
Molecule: messenger RNA, 720 nt
Organism: Moesziomyces aphidis
Lineage: Eukaryota; Fungi; Basidiomycota; Ustilaginomycetes; Ustilaginales; Ustilaginaceae
Source: the annotation of a GenBank genome assembly